This is a messenger RNA of Ascoidea rubescens DSM 1968, 2988 nucleotides long. RefSeq lists its product as uncharacterized. Bases 108 to 2795 code for a protein of 895 amino acids. The transcript has a single exon. Gene Ontology annotation, biological process: dynein-driven meiotic oscillatory nuclear movement; microtubule cytoskeleton organization; maintenance of protein location in cell cortex. Gene Ontology annotation, cellular component: cell cortex; mitochondrion. Gene Ontology annotation, molecular function: tubulin binding; phospholipid binding. Lineage: Eukaryota; Fungi; Ascomycota; Saccharomycetes; Ascoideales; Ascoideaceae. The record is from RefSeq and is a predicted model, not a curated record.
GUUCAGCAAUUAGUUUUACUUUCUUAUUUUUUCGUUUUUGUUUUUCUUUUGUUCGAUACACUUCUUUUAUAUCUCCAAGAAUAAUUUAUUGAUAUCUUACUUUCUAAAUGUCUCUGUUCAGUAGAAAAAUUAAUCAAAAAUACAAUUUUAGUUCUUUGAGUGACUCAAGUGCAACUCUAGAUUCAAGUAUUCGUUUUUCAACAACGUCAUCAAAUUUUUCAGGUAUCUCUACCUACUCCAUAAAUUCAACAACAACUGCAAACCAGUCUAUUGUUCAUAAGUCAAAUCUUUUCCCAAAUUCAAAUCAAAAUCAAAAUCAAAAUCAAAAUGUACUGCUGCUAGUAUCUAACUCUAAGACAAUAGACAUAAACAAGGAUUUGAACUUUACUUUAGCCCUAUCGAAAAAUUUAGCUAUUGAAUCUAGAAAAUUGCAGGUUGAUAAUUUUAAAAAUUUAAAAAAAAUCAACUCCUUGAAAAAAGAAGUUAAAGAACUAAAAAAGAUAAAUGAAACUGAUUUUUCCUGCAAAAUUCGAGAUUUAACAAAUUCAAACAAUAAUCUAAACCUAAAAAUUUUAAAUUUAAACACCACAAUUGACAAAUUAACUUCUGAAUUAUCAAUAUCUCAAGAUUCUUAUAUUCUAUUAAACUCUCAAUUUAACAAUUAUAAGUCAAAUACAACCAAUAACUACGAUGAGUUAAACAAAAAAUAUAUUGCAUUAAAUAUUGAGAAUCAAAAUUUAAAUGUGAAAAUUGAAGAUCUUCAAAAUUUAAAAAGAAUUGAAAAGGAGUCAAUUAACAUUGCGAUAAUAGACCUAGAAAAAAACGUCUUAAAACUAUCUCAACAACUUAAUCUGAAAAAUAACGAAAUUCAAAAAUUAAAUAAAAAAUUAAACUAUUAUCAAAACGAUCAAGAAUUUACUGAAAGUUUAGUAGAAAAUUAUAUUCAUCAAAACAACCUAAUUUUAUUAAAUUCAAUUGAUUAUAACCAAUUAAAACAAAUUCAGUAUCAAUUUCAAGUACAGCUUAAAAAUUUAAAUACCCCUAGAAAUCUAGAUGAUGAAAUGCUUUUAUCUGAUAAUGAAUCAUUUAAAUCAACUAAUGAUAGUGAAUAUAUUGGCGAAAAUAAAUACAUAAUUGAAUCCAACAUCAUAAAUAAUUCAUCUAUCCUAAAAUCUGACGAUAGCAAUAAUAACCAAAACAAUAAUGAUAUUGAUAAAAUAAAUCAUAUUGAUAAUAGCGACAAUAUUUCUAACUUGAACGCUAAAGAUCUCAGCGAUAUAAACAGAAAAUCUUUAAAAAUGACUUCCAAAUUACUUGACAAUGAAAAUUCUCACUUGAAAGCAAAUAUUAAAAGCUUAGAAAAAAAACUUGACACAAUUUCAAGUGAAUAUGAUCAAUUGCUAAACUCAAAAUCUUUGAUUAUUGAAGAAAAAGAUAAGCUAUCAAAGGAUUUAAAGGAAUUAACAACAAGAUUUAACUCUUUAUUUCUGAGAAAUGUCACUUUAAAAAACCAAAAUAAAGGUCUAAAUUCUGAAUUGAUUGCAUCCAACUGCGAAAAAAACACCUUAUCAAUCAAAAAUAAACAACUUGAAACUGAAAUCAAGGAGCUAUCAAAUAAAUUUGAAAGCUUUAAAGCAGAUUCUGAUUUUGACUUGCUAACAAAAAAUUUCAUUAGACUAGAAGAUGAUUAUUCCAGGCUUUCGCAAAAAUACAAAAGUUUACUAAAAGAGAAAACUUUUCUAGAGUUGAAAUAUGGAAGUUCCGAAAACAUUGUUGGUAGCGAUAUAAGUAAAAAUAGCCAAUUAUCAAAAACCUCAACUGAAUCAGAUUUGGAGGCUUUAGAUGCAUUCUCAGCAUCCUUUGAAAAUAGCAAUUUAAAAAAUCUGAAAUCUGAAAAUUUACUUGAGAUAAUACUCAAUGGAAGAAACGAUUCUGCUGAUAAUGCUCAGAAAAUUGAUCCCAUUCCACUUCCCGUAAAAAAUACUAACAAUGAGAGGGUUGAAUUAUUGGAAUUUAAUGACAGUGUAGAUGAUUUAAAAACUGUUUUGAAUAAUGACGAUUCAAUAACCAUAGCUAGUGGAAUUUCACUACCUAAAAACAUAAAGCACAAUUCACACUUAGGACCCGAAGAAGCUCGUUCAUUAUUGGCCACAAUGAACAAUGAAAGUGUUGUCAGUUUAGAGUCAAACAUUGGUUCUAUCACACAAACAGUGAUUGGUGAAUUCCUUUAUAAGUAUUACAGAACCCUUGGUCCAUUAUCUGUCAUCUCUGAGAAUCGUCACAAGCGUUUCUUCUGGGUUCAUCCAUACACAUUGACACUUUAUUGGUCUGAUGGUAAUCCUAUUUGUGAUGAUCCAACAAAUACAAGAGUAAAGGCAAUAGCAAUCUCUGGUGUGGAGAGUGUGGAAGACAAUAAUCCAUUGCCACCAGGUCUUUACCAUAGGAGCAUCGUAAUAUAUUCAGGCUAUCUAGAAAUCAAAAUAUCCUGUCCAUCAAAAGAGCGAUAUAACGUUUGGCUUAAUUCAUUGCAGUUUCUCAUCGAAAAAAAUCCAAAUAAACCCAAGCCUUCAACCACUAGUGGAUACAUGAACACUUUCAAAAAAACACGAUCAAGAUCUCAGCUGUUGCUUAUUAGCAGAAAACACCUGGUACCAUUAAGGAAUAAUAAAUUUAAUAAUGUUUUGGAGCAUAUUCCUGAAAAUGAAGCCACUAUAAAAUUAAGACGAUCUGCUUCUUAUUCAGGGAUGAAUUUGAACAUCAAAAGCUCACCAAAAAACAAAUCAGGCUUUUUUUAACUCGAAGUAUUACCUCAAAAAAACUCUAUGACUAAAAUUUUCAUUAGAAACACAAUUUUUAAGAAGCUUAUCCAGUGCUUGUUUAUUUUCACUUAUCUGUCAUGAGAUUAAUGCAGUGCUUUAGCAUUAAUCCUGUGUCUUAUCUGAUAAAUCAUUUAUAUUAAGUUUUCAAGUCGAUAAUUAUAUUUAUUCA